This is a messenger RNA of Cylicocyclus nassatus, 787 nucleotides long. The record is from the annotation of a GenBank genome assembly. Lineage: Eukaryota; Metazoa; Nematoda; Chromadorea; Rhabditida; Strongylidae.
UUGAAUAAGAUACUCGCUUAGUCGGCGCCUACCAUGAUGACUUGUCUUACCAAUUCCACUAAUUGCUUUCACAUGCUCGUCGACCUUUGCUUUGUACUCAGUAACCUUUUGAUGUCAUCAUCCACACGAUAUCAUUUCAGAAGCGAUCGACGCUUUCUUUCCCAAUCGCUAAUUUCAAACUGGUGUCGACAUUUUGCAAGUAACUUCUGGGCAUGUUUCUAUGGCUCUCAAAAGACGUCCCCGAUACGAAGACACCGGAGCAAGAAAAUGUAGAAAAAUGUUUCAUGCCAAGGUGGAACACGAACAUGCGAAGCUACGGACCAUCUCACGCUUACGCGACAGUGCAGACAGGGAAGAAUUUAGUUUGGAUAAACGAGGUGACGUGAUGCGAGUAGAAGCACCUCAAAAUCAAGAAAAGUUCCAUGAAGGAUCACCAGCUGCAGAUUUUGCUUUGGAUUUGAUCGGGUUAGGCGAUCCCCAGUUGAGGCUUGGAAAAAGAGCGGCAAAUGAAAGGACACGCUUCUACAUCGAGCUUGGCGAAAACGAAAAGGACCGCCAGAAGAAAUUAGACGAGUUGUUAGCCGAUUUUGAUUUAUACAAAUCGGAAAUACUAAAAGGGAUGCAGCUUGCCUUGAGGGAUAUCAGAUCUUACGAAUACGACAUGGAAAAAAAACAGUGGCUGUCACACGCGAAAAGAAGAAGAACAGCACCAGAAACUAACCCAGUGAUGGAACUCAGAGAACUGCAGAACCAAAACCAGGCAUACCUCGCAUUGUCGCUUGAGUAA